AUGGUCGGAAAAGUAGGCUUGGACGAAAAGAAGCGGCCUGCCGCAUUGAAUCUGACGCCAAAGCGAUCAAACUCCUCAGAUUCAUCCUCUACAGAUAGUUCACUCAAGAUUCCUCGAACACCUCGUUUCGCAGAAGCGACUUCUGUACACUCACCCGUUGAGAUGAAGAAGUCCCCAUUUGCCGACCCCGAGAAGGCUGGGGAGGGUGACUCGCAACCUGGUGUUGUUGGCUUUGGCUAUAUUGGCAAUCAUGAAUCCACAGCUGGCCCGAAAUCACCUCUUAAGAGCGCCAUGAAGGUACCAGGAACACCUGCGAGACAAUUUACCAACCCUCUAAGCCCAACAUUCCGCGAGGAGGACAUUUUGGAGAAGCGAGAGGCUUCGACCGACAAGGAGCAAGCCAAGGACAUUAAAAUCAAGACCCGUGUUCGUAUGGCCAAGUUUGCGCUCCGAGGCGUCAACUUUAGCUGCUCCUUGAUCAUCUUGUCCAUGCUCUCGGCUUCCUUUGCCAUCUUCAACUCCACCAAGUCUCUGGCCGCCGCCAGCAAAUUCACACCAUGGGCACCAAACACACAACAGACGGCCUGGCCGCAAAAGCUUACUCUCGCCAUGGCAUGUGUCUCUCUUGCCGCCUGCGUCUUUGUUUUCAUCGCAUACUGCCGAGGGGGUCACAACAGAGCCACCAAGGUCAACACAUACUACACAAUGUUUGCAAUUGGCUGGUUUAUCCUCAGUAUGCUCCUCUGGGUGGCCACCGCUGUCAUCUUCCAGCACAGCAAAAACAACAGCAACAACAAGGAUAUGUGGGGAUGGGCGUGCCUCAACAAUCAGCGUUCGCAAAUUUACUCAGAAAAAGUUGACUACGCGCUCGUCUGUCGCCUGCAAAACUGGACCCUGAUUUGCAUCAUCAUCGAGGUAGUCGUCGAGGUCAUCAGCAUCGCGCUCUACAGCAUCGUCUUCUAUCGAUUCUACUCCAAGCGCCGGCUGAUGAAGUCCAUGGACAUGCGAGACCGCGCACGUUCCGACCUCUACCUCGCCCAGCUGCGCACCCAAUCUGCUCCCAACACGCCUGGGUUUGGUCCCAAAUCACCGGCAUACUCUUCCUACUAUGGCCCCAAGUCCCCUGCCCUCAGCAACUACGCCAUGUCUCCUCGCCACCCACCCGCGGCGUACAGAAACCUCUCUGACAUCGACGAGAGCAGCCCCUUCACGCCGGGAGGCAAAGUCGCCGUUCCCCAAUCCCAGUUCGGCUCUCCCAACCCGAGCUUCAAGCUCCAAGCCCCUCCUUCAAAGGCACCAUCCGCCACUCCCAAGACCGUUCAGGCAGCAUUCUCACCGACCGCUGCAAGAGCGCCUUCACCAGAGAUUGAACCUCAGCACGCUCCAGCGGCGGCUGAUGAGCCGACGUACGAAUCUGUCCCUAUCCCUGGCGCGUAUGCCGGCCAGGCCGUGAAGAGCCCGCCGCCUAACCAAACGACGUUUGGGGUGGCUAGAUGA
Molecule: messenger RNA, 1497 nt
Organism: Pochonia chlamydosporia 170
Lineage: Eukaryota; Fungi; Ascomycota; Sordariomycetes; Hypocreales; Clavicipitaceae
Product: hyphal anastamosis-8 protein
Exons: 4
Coding region: 1-1497 (498 amino acids)
Source: RefSeq, a predicted model, not a curated record